CAAGAUUAUUGAUUUGACAUUAAGUAUUCUUCCCUUGUGUAUCACCGAUAGAGGACUCCAUAGAUCAGAAUCCCGAGAUUCCUUGCUUUCAAAAUUUACUUUCCCUGGCGAAUUUCCUUUCAUAUAGCAGCCUCUCCAAUGGCUCCAGUCACGUCCGAAGAACAAUCUUCGAGUUCCUUAUCGGGAGCUCUCCAUAAGGUCUUGGUCGAUCUUCAUCAAAAUCCAUAUCCUUACGUCUCAAACCCGCCCAGUUGCGAGAAGCGUGCAUCUGUAGCGCUGAUACUCAGAGUGAGGCCCAAUUAUCAUCAUUGGCCUGAGUCUUCUCUAUCUGGUGCAGAGGAUCGAUCUCUUUCAGUCAUAGAGCAACUUGAUGACUUCUUCUCCCAAUCUUGGGUCCAACAUGGUGAUCCGGAAGUCUUAUUUAUCAAACGUGCCUCAAGAGCAGGUGACCGCUGGACCGGCCAUGUUGCUCUCCCUGGAGGCAAGAGAGACCCCGAAGAUGCAGAUGACCAGGCAGCGGCAGUGAGGGAAGCUUCAGAGGAGAUAGGCCUUGACUUGACCACCAGUAAUUACAUUUUCGUGGGAAACCUUCCCGAAAGAGUGGUUACCACAUCAUGGGGCAGUGUGCCGUUAAUGGUCCUAUGUCCCUUUAUCUUUCUUCAGACAUCGACUGAUUCACCUAUGCUCCGGCUGCAGCCGACUGAAGUAGCAUCUUCUCACUGGGUCUCGCUGAGAGCGCUAUUGUCGCCUUCUCUGCGCACCAUGGAGCGCGUCGACUUGUCUGAACGCUGGCUCACCAGAGGCGGUUUCAUCACGCGGUUUGUCUGCCGUUCUAUGAUGGGUCUUAUGGAGUUCUCUGCUAUAAGACUCGUUCCUACAGAGAGUAUACAUUGUAGCUCAAUCCCUGGCUUCAUUCCGGAAGACAAGAGCAGUCAAGGAAGCCUGUCACUGAUUGACGGCUGGAAAUCCUGGUAUUUGAGUAAUCAAGCCGAUUCUGCUGACAGAGGCCGGCCGCUCUUAUUGUGGGGUCUCACCCUCGGUAUUUUAGCAGACUUUUUGGACAUGCUACCUCCACAUAAUGCGGUCCAGCUCUGGAAAUAUCCCACAUUUACCACUCCAGAUUUGCGCUUAAUUGUGAGCAUAUUGACGUAUAGCCUACGCAAACGCAAUGCUCUUGAGGCACAAUCCGGUAGCUUGGGAAACCUGACAGCAGUAGAUAGCCAGACUGCUGCACUACCUAUUGCCCAAGACGAGGGUUCUGAUCCCAAGCACGAUCCUAACGAAGUCGGAAUUGGCGGGAUGGGCGUCGGCAGGUAUUAUGGUGAAUCUGCAAAGGCAUCCGGGGAUGGCUCUUCCCAUGCGGUGGGGAUCUUGUUGAAAGGUUAUUACGGCCGCCUUCGAACUGCAGUAUGGGUAUUUCUGGCUUGGAGAGCAGCAACAGGUUCCCUCGCAGCAUUAUGUCUGUGGAAGUGGUUCCGGCGAUAGACUACGAUCUGGUAUUGUAUUGUUUAAUUUUAUUGAAACUGCCUGUAGAUCAAUGAAGAUAAAAAACUGUUUCUUUUUGCGAUGUCAAUCGUUGGAAUAAUUCGUGGCAAUCGACGC
Messenger RNA from Paecilomyces variotii, 1602 nucleotides. RefSeq names its product NUDIX hydrolase domain-like protein. Gene Ontology annotation, molecular function: coenzyme A diphosphatase activity. The record is from RefSeq and is a predicted model, not a curated record. The coding region runs from base 139 to 1485 and encodes 448 amino acids. The transcript is spliced from 2 exons. NCBI's taxonomy places the organism in Eukaryota, Fungi, Ascomycota, Eurotiomycetes, Eurotiales, Thermoascaceae.